Pelobates fuscus (common spadefoot toad) is the source of this 16279-nucleotide messenger RNA. RefSeq names its product ring finger protein 213 (gene RNF213). NCBI's taxonomy places the organism in Eukaryota, Metazoa, Chordata, Amphibia, Anura, Pelobatidae. The record is from RefSeq and is a predicted model, not a curated record. Gene Ontology annotation, cellular component: nucleolus; cytosol; membrane. The coding region runs from base 146 to 16114 and encodes 5322 amino acids. Gene Ontology annotation, molecular function: ubiquitin-protein transferase activity; ATP hydrolysis activity. Gene Ontology annotation, biological process: sprouting angiogenesis; ubiquitin-dependent protein catabolic process; negative regulation of non-canonical Wnt signaling pathway. The transcript is spliced from 69 exons.
ACAGAGCUCACUGCUUGUUUGGAUCCAGCUCGUAGGGACCCCAAGCUUAUCUGCUGCACCCCAAACCCACCUUACCCCCUGAGGGGGAGGAGACCUGAGAUUUCCAAGGAACACGCCAACGAGGCUUCUCUUUCUGCUGCAAAAAAUGAAGUGUGUUAAAUGUAAACAUGUGUCACAGGAUGUAUCCCCCAAAUUCUGCAGUGAGUGUGGGCACAGAAUGGCACCCCCAGAUCCCAGCACCCCACUCCAAGAAGAGCUGAAUGCCAACCUGCCUUCCCUUUCUGCGAUGGAAGUGGAAUCUGGGAAUGAACUGAUCACAAACGAAGCAUCUGCUUCCCAAUCAUCACUGAGUGGCCAACGGGUCGAUCUACGUACAGAUGAGCCUAAACCACUGGAAGAUGGUUUUCCAUCACAGAGUAAGAAAAAAAAGAAGAAGAAGAAGAAAAAGAACAGCAUUGUAGGUCUGGACUCCGGAGAUUCAUUGAUGUCAGAUCUCUCCAGCAUGGAAAAUGUCAGUUUGGACCAAAACGUAGGAAAUGAUGGCCAAGGGGAUGAAAAUGCAAACCUCCCCUCUCUUUCUGAGAUGGAGAUGGAGUCCGCACAAGAACUCAUUUCAGAUCCUCUUCCUUCUUCCAACGCACCCCGGAUCAGCCCGCCGGCUACCAAUGUACACGUGCGCGAGCCCGCAUCUCUGGAUGAUAGUUUAAAUGCUCCACCAAGUAAAACGAAAAAGAGUAGGAAGAAAAAUAAAAACAGGGACACAAAUAAUCCGGAAGGUAGUCAGCCGCCCUCUCCGAGUCUCCCAAGUUUGGAAAGUUUAAGCAUUUCUGUAAUUCCAGAAAAUAAAAAUGAGACUGGACAGCAGUUGGGGAGCUGUGAGCUACCUCAGGCUCCUGAAAGUGUUGGUCUUUUACCUCCAGGUCAAAGUGACUGUCCAGAUCCAGAUGGUAACCUGGAUAAACCACAUCCGCCAGAUGAAUCAAAGAACGACGUUCUGAUGACGGAAGAAGACAAGGAUGGUAAGUCAGCUGAAGGAGAAGGAAGUCUAGAGACAUCUACCAACAAUGAGAAAGAUAUUGACCAGAAAUCUGAAGAAAGUAAUGAUUGCAUAGCUACUGGGAGCAUCAAGAAUGAGUUAGCAGAGAAAACUGAAGGCAAGGCUAAAUCAGAUACAAAUGUACCCAAAGGGCAGGCCAGAGGGGAAACUCAGAAUAAGAAAAGACAAAGCAAUGAGCGAGACACAGAAACUACAAAGAAGGUCUCUGACAAACUGAAACAAGCCGAUAAUGUUAACAAAGGAAAACCUAAUAAGGAAAAUGAAAACAAGGCAAAAAAAGGCCAGAGUCUAAGCAAGGCGAAUGAAGGGAAAGCAUCCAUUGAAACCCACGUGAAAAGUGAAGCAAAAUCUCAAAGUGGCAAACAGGUUGUAAAGGAGAAUGAAACAAGUGAGAGUGACGCGAGUGACACAGUAACCGACAAAUCCACCAACGUGAACAGAGAAGAAACCGAUACAACCAAAACUGGUAAAGGGAAAGAUUCCAAAAACAAACCGCAACAAAACAAGACUGUGGAUUCCGAGAUGGAUAAGAGCAGUCCAUUAGAUAAUGAAAACCUGUCUAAACAGAAAGAGACACAAUUAGACGAACAGAAAUCUACUGGGAGCAAAGACCAACAAGGACCACGUACGAGAUCUUCAGAUCCAACACAUUAUAUAUCCGUGUAUUUCCAUGUUAUUGUUUCCAAUGAUUUUAAAAUCAAACCUGAUGAAGAUAAAGUUGUAGUGCGGGCGGAAAGGAUAAGUCAAUACAGCAAUUGGAAAGACAAUGUCUGUGUAAUGAAUUUCACAAGGAAUUUGGACCAUCACGGUUUCCUUUAUGAAGGUUGCGCAAAACUUCACAAAAGCAAUAUUGAUAAAAAUAUUCCAUACAAGUAUGUAGUUAUGCGUAAAGGCAAGGAAUUGGAGUAUGAAUACAUUUAUUAUGUUGAUAGUCAAGACCGCUCACAUGUGAAUCGUUGUCUUAACUUACCACCAUGGCUUACAACUGAAAGAGAAUGGCAUCAAUAUGACGAUAUUUGCAUGAAAGAAGACAAGGGUUUCUUCAAGAAAUUAAGAGAGGCUGGAAAAAACCUAAUGGGAUUGGUGUCAGACCAGUAUAAGGACAUUUAUAAAGCGAAAGAGAUAGCAGGCGAGGUCAUGCUUGAUAGUAUCUUCAGUAUUCUCAGCACCUGCGAUUCUAUCAAUUUGUCGAGUUUUUUUAAUCAGCUUCGCCAGUUUUAUCAUGUGUACACAAACCCGUUGUUGUUUGAUAAAUACCCGAUAAAAUGGACUGCUCUUGGAUUUGGAGACAAACAGGUAAAAGAACUGAUUUUGAAAAUGUUGGUGAAAGUCUGUCAGCCGUUCCUUCUAGAAGAGAAAAGCCAGGAAAAUGCAAUAAUAGCGAACAGGCUGCUGGCUGGGCUGGUUUGUCUCCUAGUAAUUCGAUCCUACACAAUGCAUCCCACCAAGGAUCAUCUAGCUCAACUCUGCUGUGUCUUGUGCUUAGAAGAAAAAUCCAGAGAACAUUCACUUCAUGAACUUGAAAAUGCAAAAGCCGUGUUCUCCGAUCUCCCAGGAAUGAAUAUGUUAUUGAGAGAGUUCUGUCAAAGCUGCAUUGAUAAAGAUGUUGAACAAUGGAUUUGGGUGCUUCCUUUGCUGCACAAGUUUAGUUCUUUAUGUGAACAGGGCGAUUCUACUUUAACAACAAAAAACAUCCAAGAGGAUGUCUGGGCAGGGCUAGAAGGACUCGCGUACAAGAAAUCUAUAAACCGUUAUAAAAGUGACCUUUUCCAGUUGAUGAUAAGUAAGAAGCAUUUGCUACAAACGGACAGGACAUUGAUUCGCUCGUGGCUAUGUUUGGUACCAAUGGAGGAAAUGAAUAAACUUUUAGACCAAAUUCCUGUACCCAUUUUGGAUGCACUUCGAUCUUUUUGCUUUAAAUUUCCCAAAGCUAAUUUCAGCGCAAAACAGAAAGCUGAAGAUAUUUUAAAGAGUUUGCUGAAGUUGAUGCAAGAUGUUAAAGACAAGAUUCCCAGUAAAGACAUCCUUCUGUCCUGUUGCGAUGCAAGUCUUCAGCUGCACACCGUUAUUUGUGCAGAUUUCGUGAAUAAUUAUGACUCGCCAGUACUUUCUGCAGGAAUCAUUCUAAACAUAAUCAGAAAGGCUUGCCAACAGGAAACCUGCAGUGAACCUAAUGCCGAAUCCCCAGACAUAGAACAUGCUUUGCAGAGAGCGUUACAUCUCACUAGAAAAUGGUUCCAAGAAUCGUUUCCACAUAAAUUAAAUAUAUAUGGGUCUUCAAUAGAUUAUGAAUUACAUGCCUGGAGCAGGUUUCUUUAUGCUGGGGAAGGUGUGACUUUGAAAUGGGAAGAAUCUCUUCUCUCAGUUUUGUGCAGAAAGAUUAAACAGGUAGAUCCAAUUGACCAGAUAAAGCUGUAUUGCAGCAGCCAAAAUACAUUUAAAGAAAUUCAUCCAUCUGUAGGUAAAAGUUUUGAGAAUUGCGCCAUUGAAGCCGUGCACAAUGCGUGCCAGUCUCAGAGAGAUAUUCUAACCCAACUAGAUGAAGGUAAUUUAGCUAAUUUCCGUCGACUGGUUUCUGCGAUUAUUGUCAAUUCUUGGCCAAAGGACCACAAGGAAGAACCUAUUCAAGACUUUGAUGUGAUUUUGAAGCACUUAAUGGAAUGGAAAGACGCUACUUAUAUAUUCAAACUGUUUGGAACUAACUCAAUAUCCCAAGAGGCAGAAGUCAUUCAAGAGCUUGUGGGUCUAUCAGACUCCAUAUUUCUUCAUGCAGCAGACAGCCUUCUGUUUGGUGAUGUGCAGAUCAAACGUCUGGAGUGUAUCUUAAAUAAUGAGAAGCAAUUCCUGUCCAUAUGUAAACUGAAAAGCGAUAAAAAUGAGGAUAUCAGUGUAGCAAAUGUGAAGACCGUGUUAGAGUGGAGACGCAAGGAAUUACAAUCACUAAAACGGGAGCAGCAGAAUGUGGAUUGUCUGCUGAAAAUGUGCGAGAGAAUUAAAGAGUUUGUUCCAGUAAAUACUUGUGACAUUGAGAAAACACACCAUGAAAAUGUAGGACCAAAAAGCCUGAAUCAGCUGUUGCCGAUAAAGAGACUCGACUCUCAAAAUGAGCCAAACGAUGCUUUCUCUUAUUACAAUCUAAGCCCCCCAGUUAUGGUUAUGGCUGAGAAGAUGAACAAGUUUAAACAAAGCCAUAUUUUAAUAAUUUCUUGGGUAAAAGAAGCUCAGCAUUUUGAAGAUUCACCUUCUGUUUACCUGUCUGACGAAGAAGAAGAAAUGGAAGAUGAUGAAGACCAAGAACUAACCCUUGAAGACUUGGAGAAAAAACUGUUCACACCUUGUUUUCAAACGUACAAAAAGCUGUAUGAAAACAUAAAAUCUGGCGAAGUAACAUUUGAGGAUUUGGACAGAUAUUUAAAGGAUUUUAAGAAACGAUACGCAGAACUGCAAGAGGAAUUACGCACCAUGUGCCAUUUAUCGAGCAGGCAUCACGGUCAAUGGAUCGCGGAACGCGUGAAGCAGAUCGAACAGUACGAUCAACUCAAUGAUGCCUUUAAAUCAGCCCAGAUCAUAGAUCAACUGAAAGCUUUCUUACAGCUCACCGGAGAUUUCCAAUCCCUUGACACACUACUGCAAUUUGGAGGUGACUUUGAGAGCUACAAGCAGAAUCCUCUGUCUUGUAUCAGCGAUGAAGUUAUGAAGGCAAAAAGAAUUCUGGCGGAAAUGAAAGAGGAGCAAGCGGAAUGUCUCCAGGAAGUCAUCGAAAGGAAGGACUUCUUUAACUGGGUGAAGGAAGCCUUAGAAGAUGUCAAUGAACUGAAGGUGUUUGUUGAUUUGGCCUCUAUUUCUGCCGGUGAGAAUGAUAUGGACGUCGAUCGCGUGGCCUGCUUCCACGAUGCCGUGUUGGGUUAUUCUUCAAUAUUGUACGAGCUGAAACCUGACUUUGGAUUUGAUAAAUUGAUGCAGUGCUUAAAAAAGCUGUGGAAGGCAUUGGACAGUGAUAUAAAUCUUCCAAAGAAGCUGAGAGACUCUGCUCGUCACAUCGAGUGGCUUAAAACGGUGAAAGAAAGCCACGGCUCGGUAGAACUGUCAUCUUUGUCUUUGGCAACAACAAUAAACAAAAAUGGCAUCUACAUCAUUCAAGCUCCGAAAGAAAACAAAAAGGUUACUGCAGACAGCGUUGUGCGAUUGGAUCUGCCAGAAGAUAAUGAUGAUGGGAACCUAAGAUCCUAUAAUCUGGAGGAGCUGAAGGAGCUGUUGAACAAACUCAUGCUUAUGUCCGGGAAAGGGGAACAGGGCAAAGUUGAAGUGGAAAGAUUUUCAGAGGUGUUUUCCAAUGUACAGAGACUGGCUAGUUCCUUCAUUGACCUCUAUUUGGCUGGAAAUAUAUUAUUUAGGACAUGGGAGGCAACCAUAUUUUGCUCAGAUGAUGCCAAGGCUGGGGUUAGAAUGACUUUCAAUGUGACGGGCAUCGAUGACCUGGAAGCUCAUGGAACUCUUACUGAACUGCUUCCAGAUAUCUGUAAAACCAUGGAACAUAUGUUGAAAGAGUGGAUAGAUUUUAUGAACAAAGAGCGAUCCCAGCUUUACUACUUAAACUACUACAGUUCAGAGCAGUUGGUAUACCUGUGCCAACAGUUUCAGAAAAGAAAAGAUAUGAAUGAGGAGGCACUUGUGAUGCUGUCUUUUAUUAAACGCAACUGCUCAAAAAUGGACACCGUUAAGGCCUUGUAUUACCCAAAGACAAGUUCAGAAAAGCCCUCAAUUGCAUUGAGUCGUCCUGAUAAGAUGGCCUUUGCAAUGAAGUUACAGAAAUGUGAAAAUCUGUUGGAGAAGCUGGGUGUGGUUUGGGAUUUCUUCAUGAAAUAUAUGAGCUCCCUGUUUCCUGACUGUUUGGACAUCGACCAACUUGGCAACUGCUUGGCAUCCUUAUCAGAUUCAGAAGAAAGACAAAUCAUUCGUGAGCUCCAUCCUAGUUUACAAAAAGGUCGUCCUAAUUUGGUUCUCUGUCCUUCAUCGGACAUUUUGUCUACUGCCAUUGCCAUAUACAUGCAGAGUUUAGAUCAGCCUCUGCCGUCUUACGAUGAGGUUCUUCUCUGUACAGCUCAGACUACAUUUGAAGAGGUGGCUUUAUUUUUCCGGAGAUGUCUCACUCCAGGUUAUAAAGGGAAGAAGAUCUAUUGCUUGCUUUUUGCUGAUGAACUUGGCUAUGACACGGCAUACAGAUCAGAACAACUGUUUCAGCAGCUGUUAUCACAAGGAAUACAAGAUUACCAUCUUGUCAUCGUCUGCAACAGUGACCGGGAGCAUUGCUACAUUCCCUCGGUCUUCAGCCAGUACAAGGUGCAUAUGAUUCCUCAAAGACCUCUGGCGGAUAUCCAGGAUUAUUUGAAACGCCAUUUUGCUGUAGGAAGUGAAGUCAUUUCUGGGGCUUCCUGUUUUAAGAAUGGAAUGAGUGUUGGCAUAGUGGCUUCCAAGAGGGCUGGAGUUGGUAAGUCUCUGUAUGUGAAGAGACUUCAUAAAAACCUGCAGACAAAAUAUCCCAGCAAAAGGCCGAUUCUCAAAACGAUCCGACUGAUAAAGCCCGAAGUGGACGAAAAUAAGGUGCUGCAAACUUUUCUUCCGUUUCUUCGAAGCGAUCACAAAGACCAACCCAUCAUCUUUCACAUCGACAUUACGUCUUCUGUUAACAGUGGAAUUUCAGAAUUCCUCUUCAAGCUUUUGGUUCUGCAGUACUUGGUGGAAUCAGAUGGAAAGAUAUGGAGACGGCAGCCCUACCAGUUAUACAUCAUUGAGAUCCUGGAAUCCCCUAGUCUCCUAGCAAAGAACCAGCCAAGAUCCAUCAUUCAUGCGAGGCAGAACAUGUUUAUUGAUUUUUUUCCGAAAAUAUCCUGCUGCUCCCCAAAAGAUCUCCUAGCAAGAAUCACAGAGAAACACUCAAAUGUAGGUCAAGAGGAUCCAGGAAUGGACAUUGAGGAAUUUCGUAGCGAGUGUUUCCAGAGACCUUUUCAGUACUUAAUUCGUUUUGAACAGAAACAGAACUUGGAUACUUUCAGAUACAUAGAAGGUUCUGUAGAAGGAUCCCCAGCAAGAUGUUUGCAGAUAUUUUUACUAAACUGCGGAAUGAUGGAUCCUUCUUGGUCAGAACUAAGGAACUUCACAUGGUUUUUAAACAUUCAACUUAAGGACUGUGAGUAUUCUAUAUUCUGCAAUCCUGAGCUUGUUGGAGAUACACUUCAAGGCUUCAAAAAUUUUGUAGUGAACUUUAUGAUCUUAAUGGCAAAGGAUUUUGCUACGCCUUCAUUGCAUAUUGCAGAUCAGAGUCCAGGAAGGCAGACCUUUAACUUGAGGGGCAUCCGUGAAGAAGACCUUGCACCUUUCUUGUUGCGUAAAACAUGGGAAUCUGAGCCACACCCCUAUAUUUUUUUCAAUGAGGACCGUGACUCCAUGACAUUUAUUGGGUUCCAUCUGCAUCCCAAUGCUGCAGGUGGCAUUGAUGCUAUAAACCCUCGAAAUGGAAAUGUGAUCAAGACAAAUGUCAUGACUCCACAACUGUAUCAAGGUUUACAGUUACAGAGAGUUCCUUUUAAUAUUGACUUUGACAAGCUGCCCAGACAUGAGAAAAUAAGCAGGUUAUCCAUGGUCUUGGGAAUCCAGUGGCCAUAUGAUCCUGAUGAGACAUAUGAACUCACCAUGGACAACAUUCUUAAGAUUCUGGCUGUAAAGAUGCGUUUCAGAUGCGGGAUUCCAGUUGUAAUCAUGGGUGAAACUGGUUGUGGAAAAACCAGGCUCAUAAAGUUUCUUUGUCAUCUGUCAAAAGGGUUUGCUCAAACAGAAAAUAUGAAACUUGUAAAAGUUCACGGGGGUACAAGUGCUGACACAAUAUACCAAAAGAUUUUGGAGGCUCAAGAAUUUGCACUUUACAACACUGAGAAUCAUAACUGUGAUACUGUGUUGUUUUUUGACGAGGCAAACACAACCGACGCCAUCAGCAGCAUCAAAGAAGCUUUGUGUGACCACACCGUAGACGGCGAGCCUUUAAAGGAGAACUCUGGAUUACAGAUAAUCGCUGCCUGUAAUCCUUAUCGAAAGCACACGGACGAAAUGAUCAACCGAUUAGAGUCUGCUGGGUUAGGAUACAGAGUUAAAGCAGAUGAGACAAAAGAGAGACUUGGAUCAAUUCCAUUAAGACAGCUGGUUUAUCGAGUGCAUGCUUUGCCCCCCAGCAUGAUGCCACUUGUGUGGGAUUUUGGACAGUUGAAUGAUGAGACUGAAAAGAAGUACAUUCACCAGAUUAUACAACGACUGGCAAAAGACUUGAGCCUUUCUCCUAAUGACAUCCAGCUUCUAACUAAUAUUCUGUCCUCCUCCCAGGCAUACAUGAGGAGAAGAAAUGAUGAAUGCAGUUUUGUGAGUCUGAGAGAUGUGGAACGUUGUGUAGAAGUCUUCAAAUGGUUUUAUAACCAUAGUGAAAAACUGUUGAAAUCCCUGAAAAACAUGAGCAUUAAAGUUCCGAGGCACCUAGAUAAAGUAGCAUGGUGUUUGGUGCUUGCUGCUGGUGUGUGCUAUCAUGCCUCUUUAGAAGACAAAGAGUCCUACAGGGAAGAUAUAUGUGAAUUAUUUCCUGUACCAUAUAACAAUCCAGAUAAUAUACUACAGGAAAUCACAAAUAUUCAGGAUCUCUUCUUAUCUGGUAUAAAAUUAAGAGAUACAAUAGCCAGGAAUCUUGCUUUGAAAGAAAACCUAUUCAUGAUGGUUGUCUGCAUUGAGCUUAAAAUCCCAUUAUUUCUUGUUGGGAAACCCGGCAGCUCAAAAUCCCUGGCAAAGACCAUUGUGGCUGAUGCCAUGCAGGGCCAUGCUGCUCAUACAGAGCUGUACAAGUCCCUAAAGCAAAUCCAUCUGGUCUCCUUUCAGUGCAGCCCUCACUCAACUCCAGAAGGCAUCAUAGGGACCUUUAAGCACUGCUCCCGCUUCCAAGAAAGCAAGAAUUUGAAGGAAUAUGUGUCUGUGGUUGUCCUCGAUGAGAUCGGUCUUGCAGAAGACUCUCCUAAAAUGCCUUUAAAGACUCUUCACCCUCUGUUGGAAGAUGGAUGCAUUGAAGAUAACCCUUUACCACAUAAAAAGGUUGGCUUUAUAGGAAUCUCUAACUGGGCACUUGAUCCAGCAAAAAUGAACAGAGGGAUUUUUGUGUCCCGGGGUGAUCCUUGUGAAAAUGAACUCAUUGAAAGUGCUAAGGGAAUCUGCUCAUCUGACAAAUUGGUUCUUCGUAAAGUUGAACCUUAUUUUCCUGACUUUGCAAAGGCCUAUCAAACCGUUUGUGAGAGACAGAAGGAGCAAAAUAAAGAAUUCUUUGGAUUACGUGACUUUUACAGUCUGAUAAAAAUGGUAUUUGCGAUUACCAGACACUCUAAUAUGGAGCCAGAUGCAGAUCAGAUUGCUCGCGCAGUCUUACGGAAUUUCAGCGGGAAAGACGAAAUCAAGGCCUUAAACAUUUUCAUGCCAAAAAGAGAAGAAACACUUUCUAAAGACAGGAUUAACACAAUGGACUUGGUGAUGUCGAAUAUUAGAAGUGAUAUUGAUGAGAAUGAAUGUAGGUACUUGUUAAUUCUCACCAAAAAUUAUGCUGCUUUACAAAUUCUCCAACAAGCUUUCAGUAGGACAGACCAACAGCCUGAAAUCAUCUUUGGUUCCAGCUUUCCGAAAGACCAAGAAUAUACUCAGAUCUGCAGAAAUAUCAACCGGGUUAAGAUGUGCAUGGAAACUGGACAGAUGGUCGUACUUCUUAAUCUGCAAAACUUGUAUGAAAGCCUCUAUGAUGCACUGAACCAAUAUUAUGUCUACCUUGCAGGCCAAAAAUAUGUAGACUUGGGUCUAGGAACGCACAGAGUAAAAUGUAGAGUCCAUUCAAAGUUUCGACUGAUAGUCAUUGAGGAAAAAGAAGUGGUAUACAAAGAUUUUCCGAUUCCACUGAUAAACAGACUAGAGAAGCAUUACUUGGAUAUUAACACAGUUCUAAACAGAAAGCAGAAAAUGGUUGUUAAAGAGCUAGAAGAAUGGAUUAAAGACUUCACUACAUUCAAUGCAGAGCAGCUUGGGGUUGAACCACAGGAAUAUACCCCUUCUGAUGUAUUUGUGGGCUACCAUUCAGACACAUGCGCCUCAGUCAUUCUUCAAGUCACAGAAAACCUGGAACAAAACUCCUCUGAAAAUAAAGCACAAGUGAAGGACAAGGCAAAGUUGGUCCUGCUGAACUGUGCUACUCCAGAUUCCGUUAUUCGACACGGCAACAAGGAGCUCAUUGAGGAAUACUUCAAGAGGCAGAAUCACAGUUCUCUCCUGGAUUUUCUGGGCAGCCAUAUCCAUUCAAGAUCUGCCCAUCACAAAUCCUACACAGAGAUCACAACCUUUUCACGCCUCCUUACAUCGGCCGACAAGAAGUUAUUAGAAGUUGGAUUACAGAGCCAGGUUGAAAACAUUGAAGUGCUGUCUCUGCAGCAGUUUGACACAGAAUAUUCCUUCUUGAGAAAAAUAAGGGGAUUUCUCGAAGGUUCCACUGGAAAUCAAAUACUGAUCAUACAGACAGACUUUGAAGAAGGUUCGGAAGGAGCUCAUCUUGUUGCUUCUGCAAAAUAUUCUACAGUAAAUGAAAUUAACAAGGUGAACCUCGAAGAUGUUUCCAUCUUUGUCUAUUUUAUAACCAAGCUUCCCAGAAUGCACGGUGGGACAUCAUAUGUCGGCUUCCGCGGAGGACUCUGGAGGUCCAUACACAUUGACGACUUGAGGAAAUCCAAGGAUAUGGUUUCUGAUGUAACUGCGCUACAAAAUCUCACAAUAAGCCAACUGUUCCAAGAAGAGGUUGACCAACAAGUUGGAACGCAAUCUGAAAAGAACCCGGGAUUGGAUGCCAAUGAAAUUGAAAUGAUAGAUGAUGAUGAAACCAAUGAUGUCAUGGAAAUCGAGCCAAACGCAGAGAAAGAGACAGAAAACCAAGAAAUGGAAAUUGACAUCGUCAAUGAAUCAAACCGAGACAUCUACAGACAAACACCCUCAUUCAAUCCUAAUGAUAUUCUAGACACCACUAUUCUGAUCCGGAGCUGUGUGCAGAACGCUAUAGGGAUGCUCAGGGAUGCAGAGAACGUGACCAGUCGCAGUACCAGAAGAGUCGAAAUACUGAUAGAUCUUUUGAGCUCACGGGACCAGAUGCAAGUCUCUUUCUUGAAAAUGUUAAAAGCUCGUCUUCACAGUAUGCUGAAAGAUCAGGAAAAAGUUGGAUAUGGGGCAGAGGAGUGGGUUGUACGGGAAGCAUCAAACCCCAAUGCUUUGCAGGAAGCUGGAACAUUCAGACAAACCCUAUGGAAACGUGUUCAGACCGCAGUAACCCCAAUUUUGUCUCAUCUCCUCUCCAUCGUGGACUCCGAUGCCAACUUGGACAAUUUAGUGGAUCCGCAAGUCCCUGAUUAUGUCAAAUCUCUGUGGAUGUCUAUUUUCUGUAAUGAAAACUUUUUAAAUAUAUCCUACAACCGCAAUGAAACAAGAUCUCAAAAUAACACCAUCCCAGUGAAAAACAACAUGAACCUCGGCCUCUGGAACAGGAAUCUGAUGCCUUUCAGCUGGAGAAUAAAAGACUAUUUGGAAGGAAUAUGGGCUCAGGCACAAAUUACCAAUCCUCAAGAUGUUGAAGACAAAUUCUUACAUAUCUAUGGCAAAGGCCCGUUGUGUCAGUACAUUUCAGAGCUGAAUGAUGAAGAUCAAUAUGAUGUCUUCUUGCUGUAUAAGAGAGACUUCAUUAUUCUGUCCAUGAGAGUGUCCUCCGCUACAGAACUAACGCUUAUGGAAAGUGCUGUUUCAUUGUGUAUCGAGGAGCUCAAACCGUCUGAAGACAUCAGAGAGCGGACUCUUCCAUGGGUGCAUCUUGCUUAUCAUAAGUUUCAACACAGGCUGCAAACUCUGUCUCGAAUUCUGGCCCUCAAUCCCUCUGUCAUGGAAUAUCUUGUUCAAAAAGCUGGAGAGGAAGACUCGAUGAUGGCCAAAGGCCAGAUGGUUGUUGAUAUUUAUGCCACUAUUGCCUGCUUAGAAAUGCUGAAAGAUUCUCUAAUGACACCGAACCCACAGGCCUGGCUGCGGCAAGUGAAAAAUGUGCAAAUGCCAAUCGAACUUAUCUGUUCUGAAAACUAUCUGCAGGGACAGAGCCAGCUGUGUGUGCCAGGGAUCACUGAAAUCAGAUGUAUGUGGAACGGUCUGUACUCCAUGGCGUUAUUCGUAGAACACGUUCUGCUGGGAAAUAAUGUUCAGGGUUCGGAGAUGAAGGAGCUGUUAGAAGUAAAUACCAUAUACCUUGGCAAGGCUUUAGAGAAUUUUACAGAUUUAAAAACCAUAGACCCAUUCAUGGCUGUCAUAGAUGUUCUUCAAAGGUGCAGAGAGGAAGUUGGGAAAUCGACGUCCAGAUUUGGAGUGCCGUUUUGCCUGAUCUGCCAUGAAGACCCCAAGGAGCCAGUCUGCCUUAAAUGUGACCAUAUAUUUUGCCAGUCUUGUUUAAAACAAUGGCUGAGGCCUGAUAGAAACAUCUGUCCACUGUGUAAAGCUGACGUGCCCGAGAACGACCCCAUCGUCGUAUCGGAGAAUAUCAGGAACGCCAUUAAGAAAAAUGUUCGAUUUAGGCAGCAAUGCAAUGCGUUCUUUAUUGAUAUCAUUUGUACCCUGUGUUUUAAAGACAACACUCCUCCUGACAGAGAGGUCAUUGAUAAUCUCCUCUCUUUACUCUUCACUACCAAGGAGAGUCCCACAGGCCAAAGCGGUUCAAGGACUUAUACGAAAACCCUUUCCCCAUUUGAUGAAGCCAUUGACAAAACGCCGGUAAUCCGCUCUGUCAUUUUGAAGUUACUGCUAAAGUACAGCUUUUAUGAAAUAAUGGUAUACGCAGAUAAUUACUUAAACAAAAUACGGAGAAAUACCUUUCUAACCAGUGAAGAUACCAUGGAAGUAUAUCUGCUGUUUGUCAACUGUCUAGAGGACUCUCUGUAUGAAAAGGGACAUGUUAUCCCCACCCAAAAGCUCCUUAAAGAUGAGGGGGAUUUCCUGAAAGACUAUAUACGAAAUAUCGGACGCCAUGGAUUAGAAGACCAAUCUAUGCACUCCCUUCAGGAGAUUGCCCGGAUUAGGCUGGCAUUGGACAUGGCAUCUGCAAUGUUCUCUGAAGAAAACGGACAAGUAGCUGCCAUAAGAGACUUCCUGCAACACGUAAAGAAUUUGUGCGCACAAUCCGGUAAUGAUUGGCACAGAGUGUAUUUAAUCCGCAAAUUGGCCAGUCAGCACGGGAUCGAAACUGUGCAAAAACUUUUCCGAGAUCGAGAAUACAGAUGGCUGUUUCCACCACAAAUCCUUCGCAUACAGGAAAGCCAAACCAACCAAAUUGACCUGUUCUUGGUGUGCGGGAAUCGCUACAAAUGUUUGAGAGAUGGCCUCGGUAAAGCCUUGCUGGAAUCUGCAGAAGAAACUAUUGUAAAAGCAGAGGAGGAAUGUCAAAGUCCUGAUUGGGAGCUGUCCAUCCACAUGGUUCUUGCGGUUUUCCGAGAAAUCACAAUGCAGUAUGGAGUUCAACAUGACCGAAACCAACACACCGUGCUGCUACAUGACUCGGUGAAGACCCAUAUUCAGGAUGUCUCGUUUCUUCAGGAAGUAACCACAAGGCAGUUUGUGCAUUCCUUACUCGAUAACAGCCGGCCCUUGCUGAAAGUUGCCCCCCACAUGCAGGGUGCACAUUGUGCCGUUAUUGGACUGGCCACACACCUUGCUGCGGUUCUGCUGAGCGUGCAAAACAAUCUUAUUGGCCCACUCAGGAAUUUAGCAUUUUUCCCUUACAAAAUGCAGAAUUCCUAUCUGCCUACAAUGCCAGAAGACUUGUUUUUCCAGUUUAAAGGGGCUGUGCAGGAAAAAUUGACUUGGUAUGUUUGCCGCAACGGUCAUUAUUCUGCAGUUGGAGAGUGUGGUCAACCAAUGCAGGAGGGAAGAUGUGUGGAUUGUGGUGAAGUGGUUGGAGGACAGAACCACAUUGCGCAUGCUGGAUUCCAACGAACGCAAGACAAUGUUGACCGAACACAGACUGGCCACGUUUUGGGAAAUCCAGAGCAACGAGGCGUUUCAGUGGCCCCAGACAGAAAUGUCCCUGUCCCCGUAUUUAUUAUAUUAAGGCUGGUUACUCACCUGGCAAUGCUCCUGGGAGCAGAGGAGGAUCUACAGAGUAUGUCUGGUAUUGUGAAGCCACCAGUCCCAAAUCUCGGACACUUCCUCCUUCGACAUAUUGCGAGAGAUCUGGAGCAGCUGAGAAGCACUCUUGGAAAAAGUGCAGAUGAGACGACCACCGUGAUACACCUGGUGAUCUACCGCCUGUUCCAAACCACUCAGCAGCAACAGGGACAUUGGCCUGUUCGCUUCAAUGAAACGUGGUCGACUAAGGAUGGCCGGAACGACUGGGAAAUCCAGAUGAAUCACCUGAUUGGUCCUGUACUUCAGACUUUAAAUGAAGAUCUUCGAAAAGUCAACGAGAUGAUCCGCAACGACGAGAGGAUCAGUUCCAAUCCAAUUGUAAAGAUCGUGUAUGGCGACCCCCUGAUUAAUGGCGACCCCAUGACUUUACCAAAAGACACUCGUCUUCACUGCUCCAAAGUCUGGAGCUGCAGGGAACGGAUCUCCAUUGGAUAUCUGCGCCAUCUGGUUCAGCAGAAAAAUGGGAAAGAAGCGUUUCCGAUACUGUGGAAGUUUUUAGAAAAAGAAAAUGAACUUAAGAUGGUAAAAUUCCUACCUGAAAUCUUAAAUCUUCAAAAAGAUCUGAUAAAAUUAUUCCAGAAUAGCGCAGACGCCAACCAACAACCAAUAGAAGAGUUCUUAGACGGCAUACAACUAGAGACAACACAGCACGUUAUAAAGUACCGAGUUGAAGAAUAUAUCUUUGUGUGGAAUCAUCUAAAACAAUCUCUACAUACGAAUGGUGAAAUAAAGCUUCCAGACGAUACGUGUGUCGAUCUCUCCAUGAGCAGUGAUGUGUCCUUCCUCCUUCCUCGCCGUCACGGCAAGGGGCUUUGUGCCACCGCCCUGGUCAACUACCUCAUUACCCUGCACAACAGCUUUGUACGCGCCAUAGAGAAAUUCACCAAUGAGGAGCAGACGUUCUCCAUUAACGCUUCUGACGUAGUGGAUCUGCAUGUGAUUAGUUACGACAUGGAAAGAGAUCUGAUACCCAUAAUCCUGUCCAACUGUCAGUACAGCGUGCAGAGCGGUCAGGGGACAACACAAGAAUUCGACCUCCACAAAAUUCAGCGCCAAAUCGCUGGCCGCUUCCUGCAGGGAAAACCUCUGAUAACUACAGUAGGAUUACCAACGUACACUCUUGCCCAUGAUUUGAACUAUGAGACCAUAUUUAUGGAUGUCAAGAAAAGACUGCCCCAGGAUUCUCUUCCAAAUUCCACCGUUGAUAGUAUAAGCCGAGACCUUAAUGUUUAUAGCGACGUCUGCGAGGCUCUGCGCAUUGUAAAUGUCACUUUGGGAUUUCUUGCCACGUCCGAGGGAAAGCCAGAAUAUCCUCUCUCGACAUAUGUAGAAAAAGAUCUACAGAUGGUGGAGGAGUCCAUCGUUCUCAUACUUGAGGCUCUGAAAAGGUGUCACUUGAAACACAUUAUAGCGGUUUGGCAGCUGCUUACCGCACUGAAGUCUGAACAUCUCCUGCGUCUGAAAAGGGACCCAUUUCAAGAAGUGGACAAAGCAUAUAAGCAGCGGCUGAACGAAGCUGGUCAGCAGAAACUUAACGCAUUCCUGGAACAACAUGGCUCAAACCUCUUCCUACUUGAACUGCAUGAGAUGAUCGUACUGAAACUUAAAAAGGCUCGGAGUACCGACGAUUUCAGACCUGCAUGGGCGUUAAGAGAUACAUUGGGUCCUUUAAUUGAAGGAAAAGAGAUCGACUUUCCAGAACUAGAAAACGAUUUUCCAGAGGAAAUCUGUUUAUGUCACUGCGUAGAGGCCUGGAAGAUCACUGCGGCCAAGAAGUGGAAUCGGCUUCGAAAAUAAGACCAUAGAUCUUACGGGUUUCCUGUAUCACUGCCUUUAUAAAUGCUGCUACAUAGAGAUUCCUUAUAGUGUUACUAAUUAUGGUAUGGCCCGAUAACUACGCAAUCACUGGAUCUGCUAGAAUACAAGCAAAAUGCACGGCAAUCCAGGGAUCCAUACAGUUUG